AGCGACCGAAACUCAUACCUUCAUGGAGAGUAAUCCCUUGGCUCCAGGGCAUGACUUCUCGCAGGGAUAUUAUCAUCUCCUGGCGCUACCAGGGGGUGAUGAGAGAGACGAGGGUGGAACAUUAGGUUAUGAUUGCGCAGAGGUCCGUGAGCUCCAUGCCAUAGCUGACAUAGAUUGAAUUUGAGUCUGCUUUCCA
Messenger RNA from Neurospora tetrasperma FGSC 2508, 196 nucleotides. RefSeq lists its product as uncharacterized. The transcript has a single exon. NCBI's taxonomy places the organism in Eukaryota, Fungi, Ascomycota, Sordariomycetes, Sordariales, Sordariaceae. Bases 23 to 178 code for a protein of 51 amino acids. The record is from RefSeq and is a predicted model, not a curated record.